UCAGCAACCCAUUUUGUUGAAUUGCUGAAACAUCAGGGUAGUCGCGCUUUUCUACUAAAAUUAAGAAGGCAACACUGGUCCCAACAUCGUUAAAUUAAAAUUAUUGAUUACAAAUUAACUUUUCCGCAUUAAAUUACAAGUAUUAUACUUGUAGCGUUAGGACGAAGUUUUUAAAUAAAUUAGAUUAAAAAAAGGGAUGCAAUUAUUUAAAAACACUUUCGAAAAACCUAGAUACAAAUUUUGGGUAGAGGUUCUACCUGUUGAAUAUUUAGAAACAGCUGACAGCAUUUUAGCCGUUCACAUAAAAACCUUCUGCUUUCAUUGUUUAUGAAAGCAAUUUAAACGAAAUGAAUUUGAGUCGCGCUAUUUACCUAAACUCAAUGGAAAACUCUGAUGAAGAUUUGGAGAUACGACAUCGUAAGCCCCGGGUAUACGAAACGAGGCCCAACUUUUUGAAAGAUAUGGACGAUGAUGAGUUUAUAACUAAGUUUCGGGUUUCGAAGGCUACUUGCUCGAUGCUUUUACAAAAAAUAGGAUGGAAAAUGGAGCACCUGACAUCCAGAAACUACGCUCUGAGUCCGGAGGACAAACUAUUGUUGGCCCUACGAUUCUAUGCCUGUGGAAACUUUUUAGUGGCCGUCGGUGACUUCUGCAAUGUGAGCACAUCCUCCGCUUGUCGAGCCGUAAAAGAGGUUUCCUUCCACAUUGCUGCCAUGUCCAGGGAGUACAUCAAGUUUGGCGAUCCCGAUGACGUUGUGGAAGGACUCCAAAAGCUAUCCAAUUUUCCUAAUGUGAUGGGGGCCAUUGGGUGCACACAUAUUCGGAUCAAAUCCCCAGGGCAGAGACAAGAUGAAGCAUUCCGCAACCGGAAAGGGCACUUCACAUUGAAGGUCCAGGCCGUUUCCAGUGCGCAGUUGAUUAUCCAAGAUUUGGUGGCCAGGUGGCCUGGCUCAACUCCAAACAGCACCAUCUUCGAAAACAGUCGAUUGAAACAGCGAUGGGAAAGCGGUGAAUUCCAAAAUAGUGUUCUUCUGGGCAAUGGCUACAAGUCAAGCAAGUACAUGAUGACCCCCGUUGCUAAGCCCACCACGGAGGCGGAAAAACAUUACAAUCAGUCCCAGAUCGCCACUGUCAACAUAGUUUCCAAGUGUUUUGAGGCUUGGAAACAACGGUUUCCGGUUCUGUCCUACGGAAUGCACAUCCAUGUUGAUACUGCCAAAGUGGUCAUCGUUGCCUGUGCGGUGCUCCACAACAUAGCCAUCCAGGAAAAGGAUCCACUGCCACCCAAGAUUGAGGAUUCGUCACCGGAGUCGUUUGAGGAUGACGAGGAAAUCGAUGACAUAGUGGAUGCCUCCGAUGGGUUUCACAGAAACGAUUUUAUUAAUAAGUAUUUCGAUAGGUAAUACAAAAAUUGAAUAUCUUUAUCUAUUAGUCUUAGAGUAAAUUGAGAUUAGAGAACAUCAAUCCUUUGGAGCAUCCUGCAAAGUAGCAAUAAGCAGAAAUAUUACAUAAAAUUAGCAAGUUAGCAAAUCAA
Messenger RNA from Drosophila elegans, 1534 nucleotides. Its product is annotated as putative nuclease HARBI1. Lineage: Eukaryota; Metazoa; Arthropoda; Insecta; Diptera; Drosophilidae. Bases 348 to 1403 code for a protein of 351 amino acids. The transcript is spliced from 3 exons. The record is from RefSeq and is a predicted model, not a curated record.